Molecule: messenger RNA, 2134 nt
Organism: Piliocolobus tephrosceles (Ugandan red Colobus)
Lineage: Eukaryota; Metazoa; Chordata; Mammalia; Primates; Cercopithecidae
Gene: PMS2
Product: PMS1 homolog 2, mismatch repair system component
Exons: 12
Coding region: 24-2075 (683 amino acids)
Biological process (GO): mismatch repair; somatic hypermutation of immunoglobulin genes
Cellular component (GO): MutLalpha complex
Molecular function (GO): ATP binding; ATP-dependent DNA damage sensor activity; mismatched DNA binding
Source: RefSeq, a predicted model, not a curated record
GAGGCGGAUCGGGUGUUGCAUCCAUGGAGCGAGCUGAGAGCUCGAGUACAGAACCUGCUAAGGCCAUCAAACCUAUUGAUCGGAAGUCAGUCCAUCAGAUUUGCUCUGGGCAGGUGGUACUGAGUCUAAGCACUGCGGUGAAGGAGUUAGUAGAAAACAGUCUGGAUGCUGGUGCCACUAAUAUUGAUCUAAAGCUUAAGGACUAUGGAGUGGAUCUCAUUGAAGUUUCAGACAAUGGAUGUGGGGUAGAAGAAGAAAACUUCGAAGGCUUAACUCUGAAACAUCACACAUCUAAGAUUCAAGAGUUUGCUGACCUAACUCAGGUUGAAACUUUUGGCUUUCGGGGGGAAGCUCUGAGCUCACUUUGUGCACUGAGCGACGUCACCAUUUCCACCUGCCACGCAUCGGCAAAGGUUGGGACUCGACUGGUGUUUGAUCACAAUGGGAAAAUCAUCCAGAAAGCCCCCUACCCCCGCCCCAGAGGGACCACAGUCAGCGUACAGCAGUUAUUUGCUACACUACCUGUGCGCCAUAAGGAAUUUCAAAGGAAUAUUAAGAAGGAAUAUGCCAAAAUGGUCCAGGUCUUACAGGCAUACUGUAUCAUUUCAGCAGGCAUCCGUGUAAGUUGCACCAAUCAGCUUGGACAAGGAAAACGACAGCCUGUCGUGUGCACAGGUGGAAGCCCCAGCAUAAAGGAAAAUAUCGGCUCUGUGUUUGGGCAGAAGCAGUUGCAAAGCCUCAUUCCUUUUGUUCAGCUGCCCCCUAGUGACUCCGUGUGUGAAGAGUAUGGUCUGAGCUGUUCGGAUGCUCUGCAUAAUCUUUUUUACAUCUCAGGUUUCAUUUCACAAUGCGCGCAUGGAGUUGGAAGGAGUUCAACAGACAGACAGUUUUUCUUUAUCAACCGGCGGCCUUGUGACCCAGCAAAGGUCUCCAGACUUGUGAACGAGGUCUACCACAUGUAUAAUCGACAUCAGUAUCCAUUUGUUGUUCUUAACAUUUCUGUUGAUUCAGAAUGUGUUGAUAUCAAUGUUACUCCGGAUAAAAGGCAAAUUUUGCUACAAGAGGAAAAGCUUUUGUUGGCAGUUUUAAAGACUUCUUUGAUAGGAAUGUUUGAUAGUGAUGUCAACAAGCUGAGUGUCAGUCAGCAGCCACUGCUGGAUAUUGAAGGUAACUUAGUAAAAAUGCAUGCAGCGGAUUUGGAGAAGCCCCUGGCAGAAAAGCAGGAUCAUUCCCCUUCAUUAAGGACUCGAGAAGAAAAAAGGGACGUGUCCAUUUCCAGACUGCGAGAGGCCUUUUCUCUUCGUCACACAACGGAGAACAAGCCUCACAGCCCGGAGACUCCAGAAGCAAGAAGGAGCCCUCUAGGACAGAAAAGGGGUGUGCCAUCUUCUAGCACUUCAGAUGCCGUCUCUGACAGAGGCUUCCUGAGACCUCAGAAAGAGGCAGCGAGUUCCAGUCAGGGACCCAGAGACCCUACGGACGGAGCGGAGGUGGAGAAGGACUCAGGGCACGGCAGCACUUCCGUGGAUUCUGAGGGGUUCAGCAUCCCAGACACGGGCAGUCACUGCAGCAGCGAGUGUGCGGCCAGCUCCCCAGAGGACAGGGGCUCACAGGAACAUGAGGACUCUCGUGAGAAAGCGCCUGAAACUGACGACUCUUUUUCAGAUGUGGACUGCCAUCCAAACCCGGAAGACACAGGGUAUCAAUUUCGAGUUUCGCCUCAGCCAACUGAUCUGGCAUCCCCAAACACAAAGCGUUUUAAAAAAGAAGAAAUUCUUUCCAGUUCUGACAUUUGUCAAAAGUUAGUAAAUACUCAGAACGUGUCAGCCUCUCAGGUUGAUGUAUCUGUUAAAAUUCAUAAGAAGGUUGUAGCCCUAGACUUUUCUAUGAGUUCUUUAGCUAAACGAAUAAAGCAGUUACAUCGUGAAACACAGCAAAGUGAAGGUGAACAGAAUUAUAGGAAGUUUAGGGCAAAGAUUUGCCCUGGAGAAAAUCAAGCAGCCGAAGAUGAACUAAGAAAAGAGAUAAGCAGGCUGCAGCCACUCCUGCUCCAAGGAGGUCUGAACUCAGCCUGAGUGGAGAGGGGCCUCUUACAAGAGUUCCUUUUUUGCCGGGCAUGGUGGCUUAUGCCUGU